Messenger RNA from Nicotiana tabacum (common tobacco), 1021 nucleotides. NCBI's taxonomy places the organism in Eukaryota, Viridiplantae, Streptophyta, Magnoliopsida, Solanales, Solanaceae. The record is from RefSeq and is a predicted model, not a curated record.
GAAGCUGAAAUGGGGGAAACGGAGUGGUAACUCAUGAGACGACUGACCGGGUCGUCACAGAAAUAUCUUACUCUGAAAAGUUAAAUCUGAUACCAAUGAUCUUUGAGUUUAUUAAACACAUAAUAAGAAGGUUUGCCCACAACCCUUUUUCUGUCAUUGACAUUGGUCAGAUUAUUAUUGGUAUCAUCAUUCUUGCAAUUCCUGUAUUUUGUAAAAUUGAGCUUUCAACUGUGAUUUUAUUUGGAAGAUAACUGUAUAAUUGUGAUGCUUUUAGUAUGGAAGAGAUGCACAUUGCUGCCCAGGAUGCUGAAAAUGGCUUACCAUCUCGCCGGCCCAUAAUUGAGAUGACAAUUCCUACUGUCUUUGACAAGACAAUCUCUCCAUCAGGAAAACAUGUGAUUGGUUUAUUCAUCCAGUACACACCUUAUAAACCAUCUGAUGGCAGCUGGGAAAAUCCUGCAUAUAGAGAAUCAUUUGCCCAGAGAUGCUUUAGCAUGAUAGAUGAAUAUGCUCCUGGAUUUAGCUCAUCAAUUAUUGGGUAUGAUAUGUUGACUCCUCCAGAUCUUGAAAGAGAAAUUGGUUUGACAGGAGGCAAUAUAUUCCAUGGAUCCAUGGGAUUAGAUUCUUUGUUUUUAAUGCGGCCGGUGAAAGGAUGGUCAAAUUAUCGGACUCCAGUUGAAGGUCUAUACCUGUGUGGCAGCGGGGCACAUCCUGGUGGCGGAGUAAUGGGCGCCCCAGGACGCAAUGCUGCGCAUGUUGUCAUUGAAGACUUAAAGAAAUCAUGAAGCUGCUGGUGAUGGAGUAAUGGGCGCCCCGGCAGGAACAUUGUUUCCUGUUGUGAAUUUUUGGCUAGUUACAUCAGUUAAAUAUUAUUGACAAAUUUUCAGCAGAGCCAACUCUCAAGCCAAAAGUGAACUGGUGUUCAUCCUAUUGUCCGUCAAAUAUUUCACUAAUACUUUGACUACUUUGAAUUCCUGUGUGUUUAGAGCCAAAUGGGAACUACACAGAGAAUUUGCUUUCA